AUGAAGUCUGUGAUACACGCUCAAGGAUCUUACGAUAUUCGUCCGCUACUUUUACACCAUUUUGCGACUGAUGACCCUUCUCGGGUUUUUAUUGACACGCUCUUUGACACAUACAAAUUGAUGUCUUCUAAAUUGUUGGCUAAUGAUAAAAUAUUUAAUGCGGCAAGGCAAACUACUUCACAAAUUCUUGAGGACACAACCAAAGUACGUGACCUUCUUCGAAUUGAUGAUGACCAAUCGCUCUAUGAGCAGAGAAUGGAAGUAGACUCACAAGCGACAACUGUUCCUUCAUCCUCAAUUUUUCGUACUGGUAAUAUUCAUCCACCUCCAUCAAUGUAUUCUGUUAACCAACCAAUUUCCUUCACAAUUAAUAUUGGCCGUGCUACAACUACCGCUUAUUCUAGUGGUUCUGACUUGUUUACAAAUUAUAGAUCUGGACCUACAAAUUCGAAUAGUAUUGAGAGCAAUUCAAACACUGUUGGAACAACAUCAGAAGCUACACCAGCUUCGUUUUCUACACCAACUGAACGUUCACUAAACCAUGUUGUUUACCGCUGUCAUCGUCAAAUUAGCGAGCUUAUAACUUGUAUUGGAAAAAUUUUCUGCAAUGCAAGUGUGUUGAAGGUGAGACAACGUUUAGCGAUCAGUUUGCAAUUAAGUCAUGAGACAAUAAAGAAAGAUUUUCGAAAUGUGAGCACGUUAAUUCUUGGAGGUGUUCAACGAUUACUACAGACAAGCGAAAUUGAUAGUAGCAUUAGUGCUUUAUACUUCACUACACCACUUAAUUUUCUCAAAAAAUUCCUUAUAGAUGAUAUUAACAAUAUUCAGCAAUUGCUGCCGGAUUUUUAUUUGUCUGGCUGUUACAAAAAUUUUUUCGCUCUUGUGACAGAUUGUUUUAAAUCAAACAUUACUAAAGAGGAAUUUACCACAAUUAUUCAUUCAUGGCUCAACAUUGCCCAAAAAUUCUCGUCACCAAAUUUGGCAACUCAGCGAAAUGGUGCGCAACAACUACCGCCGCAGCAACGGAUAACUGUUGAUGGUUUUGAGUUGAAAAAUUUUUUGGCGAUUGCACAGAAGGACACCUUUUCUGCUAUUUGUUCAAUGUUAAAAGAGCUAAUGAAGCAUUGCGAGACAUUCUCUGAUGACCCAUCAAUGCCUUCAACUUCUACUAGUAGUGACAAAGACAAGGGUAGUAGCGAACAAGCGGCUUUUAAAUUAUUGGAAAAGUUAUUGGAAUUUAUGAAAGGAUUGCUUAAAGAUAUGAUGAAAUUAUUGGAAUUAACUGAAGGCAAAUCUGAAGCGCCAGCUGAAAUUCCUGUUGGCGAAAUUGACCCGGCUAAGAUUCAACAACUUGUGGAAAUGGGCUUCUCACAAAGCGAUGCUGUUGACGCUCUUUUGGUGACAUCAUCAGUGCCUGAAGCAGCUGAACAUUUGGUUAGCAUGCUAGAAAGGAAUCCUACAGGUCUAGUUCCACCAGUCGUUGCAGCAUCAGCAGCACUAGCAGAAGAAUUGGCAUCAAAUGCAAUUGUAGAAGCAGCUCUGGCUCCACGAAUUUCUGGUCCAAAAGCUCUUGAUGAUACUCAAAAACGGGAGAGUACACUUAUGGAACAAGAUACUCCUUUGAGCGCGCUAAAGCCUCUGAACAGGGAUGAUCUUCAGGAGAGAGUAGAAUUUAUUUGCAAAGAUAUAGUCACGCAUUGCCUUCGUCUUCUCAACAAAAAUCGCUCUGUUGUUCUGGGUUUAGCAGAGUUGAUAACUAUUUUUGCUGAGGAUCAUUUAGCGCGUUCUUGGGUGGAUGAUGAAUUUAUUGGUUUGCUUAUCAACGAGUUAAGCAUUGAAUUGGAUAAACUUUCGAGUGGUGGACAUCAAAAAGAUGACGAGUAUGGUCGGCAAUUUUCUUCACUUUUGCAUCUCUUCUGCCUAGUUUGGCAAAAUUUCCCUAAUCAGAAAAUCUACAAACGAGUAUCCAACGAUAGGACCUCAACUUGA
Molecule: messenger RNA, 1989 nt
Organism: Meloidogyne enterolobii
Lineage: Eukaryota; Metazoa; Nematoda; Chromadorea; Rhabditida; Meloidogynidae
Source: the annotation of a GenBank genome assembly